CUUAUUUUAGCCCUUAUGAUAACAUGUGUAAAUAACAUUUUCUUUUUUUGGUAUAGUAGAUUCUUGUGGUAUAAUAUUUCUUGAACUUCGUGUAUAGCGUGAGCUUAGUGCAUUAUGUCAGGUUGUCAUGUCACAACUUUUUUUGUUAUUCAGAAAUAAUUUAACUUCAAAAUUUUUAUAUUUUAGUGUAACAUGUAUAUCACAAUCAUUUUUUUUGGUAUAGUACACUCUUGUGGUAAAAAUUUCUUGAACUCCGUGCAUAGCGCGAGCUUAAUGCACAAAAAUGUUUCAUUUUAGUGUUGAUGAACACUUGUAUAUGGCAUACAAAAAUGUAGGUUGAGACUCCGUAUAAUAGGUUCUUGUGGUUCGAUUCUUCCUACUUUUUUUUUGCUAUUUAGAAAUAAUUUAAUUUUGAUUUUUUUUAUUUUAGCCUUGAUGAACAACAUGGAUAGGGUGAGUUUAGUGCAUUUUAGUGAUCACAAGUUUAUAAAUUUGGACUGAUGGAUGGAGUAGUAGUGUAGAGGUAAUAUUGAGUAUUCGGCGUUUACGUGAAGGAAAAUGUUUUCCACGAAAAGAAUAGACUUUUCUUAGAAAAUGUAUCAUAUAUGUUCUUUUGGUGAUUUAAAAAGUGGAUUGAAAUAUGGUAUGAGGCCUCCUUUAGUCGUCUUAGGUUGUGCGAAUUCGGAUAGUUGAGGAGUGAACUAAUGGUUACAACAAUAACGCCUCAGUCCCAAAGGGUAUCUAAUGGUUAAACCGAAAAAAAGGACAUGCUUGUGAGAAAUGACAUAGCUAAAAGGUAAGGAAGGGGUUCAGUUGAAUCCAAAGGCGAAUGUACUUGGUAGUUUAUGGUGCACGUGACCCAUGGUCUUUUCGUAAAACGAGGUGAAUGUAUAUAUUUUCUAGAACUUAUCUAGUAUUAUCUUCUAGCGUCCAUACUACAAAAAGGCUUAUUGAUGCACUUGGUUGAAAGCUAAGUUAUUUACCUAACGGUACUAGAGUCAAUUCUCACUUGAUGCAUUUUAUUGUCCUUUCUUUAGUAUUGAAUGAUUCGCCUCUGGUUGAAUCCCUUCGUCUGGAAACUACACACUAUGCAAGUAAAGGUAAAGAGAAUUUAAAACAUGGUGAUGAAAAAGAGACCGAUGGCGGAGAUGUAAGUUACUCGGCUUCUCAAGAUCACCAGUUCAAUGGUAAUGAGGGAACUAGGGAGAAGCAAUUGGAAAUUCCACAUAGUGAGUCGUCGAUUGAUAAUAACAAAUCAAAUGCAUUGGAAAAAAGAAGUAAUGAAGUGAAUAAAGUAGCAAUGGUAGAGGGAGGUAUCGUUCAGGUCGAAAGAGAAUUGAAGCUUGAGGAUGAAUCUAUGAGAAAUAACAUUAACAUUGAGCGUGUUGAACCCGCGAAAUUCCCUCGUGAAGGAGGCUUACGGAAAAGGUCAAGUAGCAGCAGCAAACCUUCUAUGUCGGAGGACAUAGUUCAGGUUGCCACUACCGCUUCAGAUAUUGAUAAUGAGGCCUUUGGAUCAUCGGAGAAGGAAAAUGAGAAGAGAGAAUUGGGUGUUAUGGAUGAGAAAACCAGAACGUUAAACGUUGUUGAAAAAACAGGAUUAGAGAAAAGGGACUAUGAAGCUGUAGCAACUUCAAAUGCAAAGCCCUUCAAGGCUGUAAAAGAUGACGAUAAACUAGAGAUAUCGUACAAUGUGCCUGUAGUUGAUGCUGGUGUUCGUGCAAACAACAUGGAAGGUUCUACCCAUGAGCAUCAGCCACUAGUAGCUUUGGAUCCACGACCAGUGCAAACAACUUCCUGGAAGAGUUGCUGUGGCUUGUUUGAGGUGUUUGCAGGAUCGAAUAAAUAACUUCAGAUUUGAGAUGCAUUAUGAUUCCAAGCAAAACGUUUUUUCGUGAUGCAGAGGAGGGUCAUGUGAAGGUUGAGUUAUACAAUCUAUGUUUCUGUUAUCCUUUGUUUUAUCAUAAGCAGCUCGACAUCCCUCCGUUGUUUCUUGGUACUGCUUUACGUGUUUUCUGCUGUCGUUAGCUUAUUUGCGCGAUGGAUCCAGUAAGAGAGAUAGAGAAUUGUUCCUUUAGUUGCCUGGGAAACUUGUUUGUUAGAAUUUUUUUGGUUGUUGAUAGUUUUAACCAGCACAUAUAUAUACUUGUGAUAAAGCUUUGGUUUUGUUGAACAUAUGCUUCCCAAUCUAUAUUACUUCAGCAGUUCAUAAA
This is a messenger RNA of Solanum pennellii, 2213 nucleotides long. RefSeq lists its product as uncharacterized. The coding region runs from base 1013 to 1849 and encodes 278 amino acids. Lineage: Eukaryota; Viridiplantae; Streptophyta; Magnoliopsida; Solanales; Solanaceae. The transcript has 4 exons. The record is from RefSeq and is a predicted model, not a curated record.